AUGCCUGCACCAAUGGAGAAAGGCGACAACACCGCAACAGCCUACCGCGGCCCGAAACUCCCCAACGUCCCCGAAGACAUAGUAGUAACAGACGCAUUAAAUCUCCAAUGCGACGAACGUCUCUGGGUCCCCCAAGCCCCAGACGUCUGGUUCCGACCACUAUGCUUCAACGUCUCGCACGGCUACUUCGUGAACAUCUUGCGCGUGCGUAAGAACGGUAUUCUCUCGCGCCAUAGGCACACCGGUCCCGUCCAUGCGACUGUUCUGCGUGGUCGCUGGCACUAUCUUGAGCAUCCGUGGUGGGCGGAAGAGGGCGGGUAUGCUUUUGAGCCUCCUGGUGAUAUUCAUACGCUUGAGGUUCCUGAGGGUGUUCAGGAAAUGGUGACUUUGUUUCACGUUACCGGGGCUUAUAUUUAUGUCGAUCCUGAGGGGACGGCGUUGGGGGUUGAGGAUGUUUUUAGCAAAUUGGAAGCUGCUAGGAAGCAUUAUGAGGAGGUUGGGCUCGGGGCUGCGUUUGCGGACCAGUUCAUCAGGUAG
Molecule: messenger RNA, 537 nt
Organism: Penicillium salamii
Lineage: Eukaryota; Fungi; Ascomycota; Eurotiomycetes; Eurotiales; Aspergillaceae
Source: the annotation of a GenBank genome assembly